GAGGCGGGGUGGGUGACACAGACCAAACAAACGCAGUAGGAGGAGUCAGUAUUGUGGUUGGGACGUCUAUGUUAACUUCAGUCUCUUCUCCUCUGUGUCAGCAGGACUACCCUCUAGACCUUGGCUGUGUCGCACACCUCUGAAAUUGCACUUCGAGGCUUGUCUCUGGUAGCUGGGUACAUACAGAGCUUGAUGUUAUAUAGUACUGUGCUGGUUAGUCCAAAUUGAGGCCAUGUGCAGUAGUACUGUGCUAGUGGGUACACCUUGAGGCCAUGUGCAGUAGUACUGUGCUAGUUGACAUCAUGUGAGUGGAGACACGAGCCAUGGAUGAUGCUGUGCUCCAACGGGUGUGUGGUCUUGCUGCGGCAUUUCGCCAGUCUGCACAUCUUCUCUUGGAUCAGCAAUAUAAACUAUCUUUAGACACAUGGUCACUUGGCGAGAUUCAAGAAGCAUUUAGUUUGAUCCUUGAGAUCGAGCAACACACGAACUUUCAUGUGUUGCCUCCCAACCACCGCCAACACUCUGCAAUACCUCAUCUUCAAUUUAUUUAUGACCUCCUUCAGAAGAUCUUUGGUCUAAGACUUUGGGCAAAAGAUGGGCACAGUCUUCCACAGAGUGAAACUAUAAGUCUACGAUGCUUCCGAAAUUUACAGGCUUUAGAGCUCUUACACAUACCUAUCGUUAGUCUCAAAGCUCUACAAACAUUGCGACCUACGCUGCGAUCAAUAGUUAUAGUCAAAGGACUAAAUCGACUAGGUGACCUCUUCAUUCGUUGUGGUGCUGACAAGGCAGGAGAAUUUAUGUGGGAACAGCUACAAGAAGCAGCACUGGCGCACAACUCUCUGCAUUCGCUAGAUCACAGUCUUGGCCUUCUUCCCAAUCUUAAGAUACUAGACUUGAGCCAUUGUGAACUAGAUGAUGCCUCAGCGCUGGAAUACCUACCUACUGUGUCCUUGUUGGACAUCAGUCAUAACCAGCUACGUCUUGUGCCGCGUCUUUCACCUAUAGCUACCUACUCUCUCACUGUUCUCAUUGCUAACAAUAAUCUGUUUUCUCAUAUAAAUGGCUUGCAUGAAAUGAGCAAUAUUGAGGAGCUUGACUUGCGUGACAACGUACUAAGUAUGAAGGAAGUUCUGUCCCCCAUCGGUGCCUUACCCCACUUAAGAGUCCUGAAGAUCUCUGGUAAUCCUCUCACCUGGGACAUCAACUACAGAAGUCAUACUAUCAGACAGUUAAAUCCUGCAACUGCUAAUCAUCAGGUGAUAUUUGAUGAUCAACCACUGUCUAGUCAGGAAUGUGAAGAGGUUGGGAUCAAUGCUGUAUCUGCAGGAUUCUCUUAUCCACCAGAACUUCUCUCGUCUCUCUCUUCACUCGCCUCCCUCUGCUCUCCCAUUGACCCAGUAUGUCCUGCAUCAGGAUCACUUGCGCACUCUCUCUACUCGCCUCAAGAGACAGAUGGAUUGAUAGUUGAUUUGGCCGAUUCGCAGCCAGCAAGUUUAGUGAAUGAGCCAUUAUCUGCAUCAGUCAAGAGCUCAGGCAAUGGACAGCUACGCAGAAAGUCAAGAAAGAAACGCACUCGACAUGUAGAUAUCACAGAUCCGGCGAAUGAAAACAUGGACAGUGACAGUAUGCAUAUGGCUGACAGUGAUCUUUUGGAGAGAAUGGGGACACCACUGACGGUAUCAUUGCUGGAUGGUAUACCAGACCCACCUCCACCGAGCUUGUCUGCAGGAUCGCACUCUCCUUCCUGCAUUGCAGAUUCAGUUUCAAAGGCUCUUACUUCCCACAUCUUCAAGACUGCUAUGAGAACUCCUGCUCCUGAGCAAAGUGACAGAUUACUUGAAGAAAUUCUUCAGUCCAAAACACAGUCAAGAAGACCAGGUGCUCAGAGUGUCAACACUGGUCUAGUCACCACAAGUGAAAAUAUAACUCAUUGUGAUAGAGAAAUGCUAGACUCCAAGAAGGAAAACUUACCUUCAAAUACACUUUUAGAUGAAAUUGACAAGGAAAGUAUUCCUGAAGACAAUCCUUCCACUAGCGAUAUAACAGAUGUGAAGACUAGCAAUGAACCAAGUAUGGAGUCGAGCAUGGAGUCCAGCUUUUAUAAAGGAAGCUCCAAUUUUUCUCGGAGGUCGUCAGAGAAUACGACCCCACCCCAGAGUGAUGAAGAUGAGAAAGAUGAUGCCCACCUUGUCCUCGCUCAGAGGGAGAUAGAGGCAGCGCGUGAAAAUACCUUGAAAGAGGGUGAAGAUGAUACUGAGGGCAGUACAUGCCAGGAGGAUGUUAUCCUUGCUCUUACACCUUUAUUUUUCAAGGAGAAACAUAGCAUCACAACCAGAACACUGUUCAGGUGGGAACUUGGAUGUGUUGAGAGCGUAGAGCUGCUGUCAACGUCACCCCACAGGAUUCUCAUUACUUUUGAUACUAUAAGACCUGCUUACAAGACAAGAACAUAUAUCCUUGACCUUCCUGAUUAUCAGAGUUUGAUGCAAAAUUUAACACCUGUCUUGGAGAGAAAUGCACUUGAGAAAAUGUUGCACUCUGCUAUGAUGUGCCUCACAUGUGACACGCAGUUUUCCCGAGACCUGGCAAUACAGCCCAAUGGUUCCAGCACGCUAAAAUGCCCCAACUGUGGCGGGGGUGUUGUUGUUCGUGUGGAGAAGGUGGAUCAUCCUGCAGUUUCUUCAUCAGCUAUGUAUGAUAAAAAAGAUUUUUUGUGCAGUACCCCUAUAAAACAAACGCCGGUGCAGAAAUCAAGAUCUUCUGUGGGAGUUCAUCUGCCAGGAACAGAUUCGGGUUCAUGUUUGGGGGAGUCUAGUGAGAGUGUGAGCGUGUGCAGUGAGGCAUCGUCGUGUGUUCGACGGGAAUCCGAUGUCGAGGUGAUAUCAAAUCCAUCUGUGUCUAGCAUUGAAGUUCUUAAUGAUCAGCAUAUUAUUCAUGAUAUUAUUUUAGAAGAGGAAGGAGAUGAAGAGAGAGCACCUGUAGCAGCAGGUGUUAAUAUGGAUGUUCGCACACCAGCGAACUCUCCCAGCAUCAUGCAGAAGCAGGAUGCAGCCCCCUGCAUGCAAGAGAGCAGCUCCUCAGGUUCCAUGACAGGGAGUGUGUGCACCACGUAUGAGAAGACAGGAUCACUUCCCACCUCUCCCCUCAAGGCCAGCAUCAACCAACACAUCAACAUUGAUACAGUGGAUUCUAAACAUAACUCUAAGGAGAUCAGUAGUGAUUUGUCAAAUACCAUAUACCAGAAAGCUGAGAGCUCCCUUCCAGUAGCAAUGGCAGGAGCGUCUCCUUCUUCACUUGGCACUUCGCCCCAUCUUAGCUCAAGCAGUGCUAGUAUAGAUACCAUAAAGAAUGGAGUUGCAUUUCCUGCUCUUCACCACAAGGCCGUAAUGACAAGUAUUCAGGAUGACAUAACAUUUCACGAAAACAGCACACCACGAAGUAUAUCUUCGUGGGUUCAGUCUCUCUUGCAUACUCUUACAGGCUACUACUGGCUGUGGUGGGAGGAAGUUACAGAAGUCGAGGACAUUGACAGGAUUUCCAAUCCCAUCCGAUACUCGUAUGAAGACUUUGCCGAUGUCGACCACCGGCUAAAGCUUCACUGUGAAGUUCUUCUCUUCCAUGAACCAGGAGAACAACUCAUAGGGCUUGUUAAGGCUGUGUUGUUGGUGAAGGGAGGCAGGAGAGAGUUCCAGGGUCUUCUUGUUAUCUCAAACAAGAAAGUGUACAUAUUGGAAAUCAUUGCUCAAGAAGACGACAGUCCUCAAACUUGGCUAGAAUUAUGUUCCUCGUACAAGUUAUCCGAUGUGGGUACGAUCCACAGUCUCUACCAGCGACAGGGUCUGGCACUCUCUCUAGCUGAUACAGUUUUGUUGGUAUCACUGGCCGAUUCUCAUCGAGCAAACUGCUUCUUCAAUUUUUUUAGUGAAGUGUUAGAUGAGCAUGGCAUCACUCCCAACAUAGCAGAAUGCAGCCCUUGCCAGGAAGAAGCCCUGACCCAACUUGUCAGUGAGGCAGCGAAGUGUGCCCGGAAGGAGACAACACCUUCUAUUUUUGCUAUUGUCUCCUUACUCCUUGAAGGAGGAUGCAGCGAGAGUCAGUUUUUAGCUAUAAAUGAAAUUGAUCUGGUAUUAUUCCAUGCUAGUCUUGAAUGGUACUUGCCUCCAAAGCCAGAGUCAAACCUGAAGGUGAAUCUGAUACAGAAAAUAUCUGACAUUACAGCCGUGGAAGUACAUAGUGACAGCCACAUCUGUCUUCAGUUUAUGGAUGAAGUAACAGGGGCAGAGACGUCCUGGGAUCUUCAUGUGGCCUCAUCCGUUGCUGCUUGUCACAUUAUCCAGGCCAUACGGACUCCUUGGCUACAGCUCUUCAGUGUUGAUCUUCAGGACUUCAUCGGUGUUUAUCGAACGAAAGGAGGCGACCUUCUCGGCAUGACUCGAGUCACAGAUGGAACUUCGACUGAUAAUGAGAAAUUGGCGGGAGGAGAAAGGUUUACACAAGCCAAUAAUCAAGACUGGUGUGAAGUUACUGAAAUUACUAGAAAGUUGAAAUAUGAUCCUAAGUACCCAAUUCUAGGCUACAGUGAUAAUGUCAUUACACCUUAUGACAACGAAGAAAAACAUGCAUUAAACACAGUUGAUCAGCUACCUGCAAACCCUGAUAGUUCCUUUGAUACUGUGUGUGAAGCAGCAGUUACUGAACAUAUGGUUGCUCAAAGCUGCCCUUACACACCUGAAUUUACAUUAGAUACACACAAGCAUGAUAUUAAUAAUGAUAAAACUGAUAGCAGUUGUGUAGUUAGUUGCAAUUGGCAAGAAGCUGCACCAAUAUUUGAGGAGAAUAUAGGAGGAGAGUGUAAUGUAGUUUUUACCCAGUAAACUCAUGUGAAUAUACAUGUCUAAAGUGCUGUUUGCCACCAUGAAUCACUUUAAUAAUUUAUAACAGUACAUGUAUUAUCAUGUUUGCUAAACUAUAAAGCAUCUGUAUUUAACAACCUCCCCACCACAUCCUCAAAACAGAAUAAGUUGACAGUGCAUCUUAAAGGGGCGUAUUACACUUUUUUAAAUGUUGUUUAAUGUCAACCAAACUUUUUUUACUAGUUGUAUAUAAGAAGGGCUGCAACUGUUCUACGUUUCUGUAUUGCACCCUAUAAAGAAAGGGAGAUUUUUUUUCCAAUGAAUUUUACACAUUUUCAAUAACUACAACCACAAGUUUCAAAUGACAUCAUUUCUAUGACACUCAUAUAUCAUAUUAGCAUAUAAUAAAGGAUUUGGCUAAAAAGGAUUAUCCAAAAUACGUUUAGUUUUACUAAUACAAGUAGUCAAAGUUCCCCCAAAAAUAUAUGUCAAUAUUUCAUGUUUGCAAAGCUUUAUAAAAACAAUAAAUGAACUUAGGAAUAAAGUUUCUAGCAUUAUUGUAGAGACAUCAACUCUACAUAUAAGGUGUAAAUUUCAUGUAAAUUGAAAAAAAAUGAAAGAGGAGAUGCAAUUUUAUGUUACUUGAAAAUAAAUAAGAUCAAACACUCUGCCACCUGUGGUUGAAGUUGACUUCAACCAAUUUCCUCCAAAAUCUGCAUCUUUACAGAUAGGCAUACAUUCUGUACGGUGUAUAAGUUUCAUGCAAAUCAGCCGAUAAAAAAUAUGAAAAAAUUAAGAAAAACAUCUAUUUUUUUUUUUUUUU
This is a messenger RNA of Procambarus clarkii (red swamp crayfish), 5679 nucleotides long. RefSeq names its product serine/threonine-protein kinase 11-interacting protein. Gene Ontology annotation, molecular function: protein binding. Gene Ontology annotation, cellular component: cytoplasm. The record is from RefSeq and is a predicted model, not a curated record. Lineage: Eukaryota; Metazoa; Arthropoda; Malacostraca; Decapoda; Cambaridae.